This is a messenger RNA of Amoebophrya sp. A25, 2085 nucleotides long. NCBI's taxonomy places the organism in Eukaryota, Dinophyceae, Syndiniales, Amoebophryaceae. The record is from the annotation of a GenBank genome assembly.
CCUCGGAGUCGAGCAGGUGCCGGGAUUGCUCGAUGCAUGUGCAGGAUCCAUAACCUAGCCUAACCUAGAACUACAAAGGAGACAGCAAACUCCUACUAGAAAUACACUCAACCGAAAAGAAGAGCAAUAAGAUGGCAGAAUUUUUUAACGGUGAAAAGACACCUGAGCUGGUGAUGCCAGGGUACGUGAGAGACGUGCUUGUCUCUGCCCGGUCAGGGUAUCCAAGGGCACUGAUGUUGCCUUUCCUGCUGAUUCAGAUGAGGAGGUUCGCUGCUGAAAAUGGAAACGCUCAAAGCAAGACUCUCCCGACGCGUGGUCUACCUGGAUGUUAAGGCUUUUUCGGUGGAGUAGAUUCAGCUUCAAGCACAGGUUGUUCGUCGCCGGAAUGUUUCGAAGACAAAACAACAACACGGCUCCCCACUUGCCUGCAAUUGAGUCCCCCGCACUCUAGACAACACCUCGAGAACAGGUAAAUGAAUGAAUGAAUCAGGGAUGUUUGUGUUUCUUCAUCUUUAGGUUAAUCAUGUCUCAUACGACCUCUAAGAGUAGCUUGCACGUUUUGCGCUAUCCCUAGUGUGCUAUGCGUAUCCAGGAGGGAUUGUGGUGGAAAGCCUACUCUUCGCUCGAACGCCAGCUGUUCUGCAGAACCCAGACGUAGUAGCGAUUUGGGCCGUCUUCUUCGUCUUGAGCCAGUUCGCGGAUUCCUUUUUCCUCUUCCGCUUGCUUUGGAGUAUCCUGAAUCUUACGCCAAUAGUGGCACUAGCGAAAGUGAUAUUUAUUGCAGACUUGACGAGGCUUGGCAUCUUAUUUCUGGAAAAAGCGGAACAAUACGCGGUUGACAAACUAAGCGCAGAUGUUAGUAAAUGGGAGAAGCAAGCCACCUUAGUUUAUGGUCAACAUUUUUUUGUGUUCAUCUCGCUCUCAGUCUCAGCAUCUCUCUCGUACUCUUUUCUUUGUUCUCUACUUUCUCAGCAUUAUCUUUUUGGUAAUAUCCUUUUCUUGAAGAAUACAAAUACAAGGGUAAACGUACUAAAGUGUCACACUAGACUGGGAAGGUGACAGACUGGGCUGGAUUCGACUUCGAGAAGACUCUAAUUAGUCUUCUGGGCAGGGGUAACAUUUUGCGUAGCGCCAGGAGUAUUGAAGGGUAUAUUUUUCGGAAAGGCAACUCCUUGGCGUGCGGUGGCAGACGAACAAGAUAGCGCUAGCGGAGAUAGCGGCUUUUCGAUAAAAAAGACGUUUGAUUAUGGAAUGGAGUAGGAUUAGACUUUUCUUGACAGGUCUUGCGCUGUCGUCACGUCUCUACGGUUAUUUAUCACGAACGAUGAGGAUGACAACAAUCAGGGACUUGUACACCAUAUUUAAUAUACUAUAAAGAAAAAUCAUGAUCAUCUCUAGACAACAGCAUGCAUCUAAUUGCCAACGUUUCACGCAUUUGUGGCGGCAAAUUGGGUUCCGCUGUUGCAGAGUGGUGGCAUGCUUCUGUACUGCGCGCACAUUCUUCGCUAUCGAUGUCGACAAUUAUCGUCUGCGAUUGAGGCUGCAGCUGACGAACUGCCUCGUCCGCGUUCCUUCGCGCGCUGUCUUGAGGCUGGUCCUGAUCCCUACGUUGAGGUCAUCGUCAUGUUGACACUCGUGACUACGGUGUGCGAUAUCGUAACCGUCAUACUAACCGGAGUGGAGCAACGGCGAAAGGCAGAGUUGGCGGCGAUUAAUAGUCCAGUGACGAUUCCAAGUACUUCUGGUACAGCUGGUGGAAAUAGAAUAGAAGGGAAAAAACGGCAAUAGCAUAGUAGAAGUGUUGUCAGCUGGUAGUAGGACUAUGGACAGCUGGGCAUCAAGUUCAUGUUUUUUUAGCUACUCGUGGAGAUUAUAAGGGAGGCGUGGAGAAGAUUGGUGGAUACACCCCCGGGAUGUGUAUCGAGGAUGUUCAUGUUUAUCUUAUAAGGGAGUCACUUCGUGGUCUUAUACGUGGGCCAGCACCAUCAUGAAUAUCUCACAUCAUAAGAAGUGCAUCCGGUCAGUGCCUUGACCUUGACUGAGUCAACCUGGAGCGUGGUUGAUUCUUUCUGGAUGGAUCUGAAC